Molecule: messenger RNA, 1266 nt
Organism: Penicillium concentricum
Lineage: Eukaryota; Fungi; Ascomycota; Eurotiomycetes; Eurotiales; Aspergillaceae
Product: zinc-binding alcohol dehydrogenase family protein
Exons: 3
Coding region: 1-1266 (421 amino acids)
Molecular function (GO): oxidoreductase activity, acting on NAD(P)H
Source: RefSeq, a predicted model, not a curated record
AUGAUGACCUCUACGUCGCUUCACCCCCAUUCCCAGCUCGCCAAGGAGCUUGUACCCGAUAGCCCAUGCUCCCUUGUCUGCCCAUGGGCUCCUCUCCCAUCCAAAAACGAACCCAGGGACAACACAUCAUGUUCCAUUUCUAGCGUUGUGGAAUAUACAGUGCCAAGUUCUCAGACUGCCCUGGUCUUACAGGGAUUACGCCAGCCAUACGCCCUAACCCCUGCCCAUCCAGUUCCCCUGGUAUCGCGCUCCGACGAGCUCGUGAUCAAGAUUCAAGCUAUCGGACUGAACCCGAUUGACUGGAAAUCAGUUGACUAUGGCUUCGGUAUCCCUUCUCUCCCCUACAUUGCUGGUCGGGAUUUUGCCGGUGUGGUUGUCAAAGCACCCCAGGGGUCUGCCUAUUUAGGAGGUGACGUGGUUCUCUGUGCGUCCACGGACUACCGUGAUCAACGAAAGGCUGCAUACCAAGAGUACGCCGUCGCCCAAGAACACACUAUUUGCAAAUUGCCCUCCCAUGUCCCUGUCGCACACGGUGCUGCACUAGGGGUUGCGUAUGUGGCAGCCACUUUGGCGCUGGGGGUAUGUCUGAGCGUUCGGUUGCCGGCCUUGAUAGGUAACGAUCUAUGCGACAUCCUGCGAACAUUACCACCCGAUUCUUUCCCUGCCGAUAUUCGAUCCGAGUGCCUGGAGUCAAUCAAAGAGCAUGAGAGACCUUGCCCUGGGGAUUGGGUCACGAUAUGGGGUGGGUCAUCCACCAGCGCGCUGUUCUUAUCCCAGAUCGCUAGCCUAGCAGGCUUAAAGGUCAUUUUAGUGGUGGAUGUGGCGAGACACGGAGCGAGGUUGGCCAACUCUGGCUGUGUCCUUGUUGACUGUCACGAUCCCGCUAGAGCUGUCGUAACCAUUCGUGGCAUUACGCAGGGAAGUCUCCGAUUCGGAAUCGAUACUGUUGGCAAGGAAACUGCAGCACAACUUGUCCAAUGCUUAGAACCGAGUCCAGAAAAGAGAGCCCAUCUUGUUGCUUUGGCGGCGCUGCCAAAAAAAGAGGUACCAAGCGUUGUUUACCAUUCCGUGCCCAUGAAGAUCUUCCACGAGGUGCCUAAAAUUGGGAGAAGCUUGAUGCUCUGGUUGGGAAUAGCUCUGGAAAAGAGUUUACUAUCUCUCCCUGCAAUUUCCACAAUUCCGGGAGGGUUGGGCGGAAUCAAUGCAGCCUUGGAUCAAAUGCGCCAAGGCCAAGUGUCAGGCAGGCGCCUGGUCGUUCCUAUUUAA